Triticum turgidum subsp. durum (durum wheat) is the source of this 1248-nucleotide messenger RNA. Lineage: Eukaryota; Viridiplantae; Streptophyta; Magnoliopsida; Poales; Poaceae. The record is from the annotation of a GenBank genome assembly.
AUGCUGAAGGCUCUUCCCGCGCGCUUCCUCGUCUCACCGGAGCCCGGGGGGCGGCGCCGGAGGCCUCGCCCACGAUCUCUACGGCCGAUUUCGGCGGCGCUGAUGACCAACCCCGCGUACUUCGAGGUCGGCAGAUUGUUGGGUAACUAUGGCUUCAUGAACAUCACAAGCUAUUCAUCUUCUCAGUCUGGAGGGCUUCCAAACGAUGCUGUUAAUCAAGACCUUAGUCUUGGAUAUUCACCGGAAGAGAUUGAGCGAUUAAGAGUCCAAGAUGUUGGAGAGGGACAAGUGAAAAUUAGACUUUACGAGGGAAGAGUGGUGCAAGGUCCAUUGAAGGGCACACAAACUGUAUUUAAGGUAUACCCUGGAGCUAUUGCUGGUGCUUCUGAAGCUAAUUUGAUGGCACUGAAUGAGCUGAGGACUCAUGCUUUUCUUCAGAGUGAUGCAAGGGAUAUCUGUGAGAACAUUCAGUUUCUGUUAGGAGCAUUUGAGACAGCUACUGGAGAGCAGUGGCUUGCUUUCCGUGAUGAUGGGAGAUACAGUGCUGCAGACUAUGCAAAAAUAACCAGUGAAAGGCAGUUGAAGGAACGGCCUAAUUUUUGGAAUCCCUAUGAUCGUGCAUACAAAUUGGAACUGAGGAAAUAUUUUGUCCUUAGGCUGCUUAAUGGAGCUAUGUGUGGCCUUGUCCACAUGCACAAUCAUGAUAGACUGCACCAAAGCCUUGGCCCCUCUUCUGUUGUUCUCAACACUGUUGCAGAGAAAAAUGGAUACUAUUUACUUCCACAGCUCCGUGAUUUGGCAUUUUCUGUAGAUAUCGGGUAUUCCUCUGUUGGGGUUGGAGCGUUGUCAGAUGGUCUUUGGCGUCGAGCAUCUGCUGCUGGAGCAUCAACUCCUUUGGAGAAGCGAGCUUUUGGAGUAGCUGAUGACAUAUAUGGAGCUGGGUUGCUUAUUGCAUACAUGGCAUUUAUUCCGUUUUGCGAAGCAGGCAUCAUGGAUAGCAUUUCCUUGCAGAGGCUCUUGGAGAACACUUUCCGUCUCGACAUUUAUGCUGCAAGAGAGUAUGAAUCGCUAGAACAAAACAUGUAUUGCCUGGAAGAUGAUAAAUUGUCGGAAGCUGUAAACUUUCUAGAUUUAGGUGAUGGUGCCGGCUGGGAGUUGCUGCAGGCAAUGCUUAAUCCGGAUUACCGUAAACGACCAAUUGCUGAGGCUGUACUGAACCAUAGGUUUAUUACAGGGGCUCUAUUGUAG